Helobdella robusta is the source of this 2196-nucleotide messenger RNA. RefSeq lists its product as hypothetical. The transcript has 8 exons. Gene Ontology annotation, cellular component: cytoplasm. NCBI's taxonomy places the organism in Eukaryota, Metazoa, Annelida, Clitellata, Rhynchobdellida, Glossiphoniidae. Bases 95 to 1153 code for a protein of 352 amino acids. The record is from RefSeq and is a predicted model, not a curated record.
CUUUGGGAAUUGCGAAUUUGUCUAUCGCUAUUAUUCUUGUUUUCCAUUUUAUUUUGCAAUAAUUUCAAAAAUUAAAAACUGAAUCAAUUCGAAAAUGUCAGAAGACGGGAAUCUGGACGAUUUUUUUGCUAAAAAAGAUAAAGUAAAGAAGAAAUCGAACAAAACGAGGAUCACGCCAGACGAUAUUGGGCAGAUGUUAGAAAAAAAAUUGGCGAAGGGGGCCAAGAAGGCAACUGGGGACAAGUCGAAACUGAAAAGUAACGCUAAUUAUCCGGAUUCUCACGUACUGAACGUCAAAGUUGACGAAGAUGAUGGGGAAUGGAAAGAGGUUGAGAAAGAAGAAGAAAAAGAUUUUUCUAAUUUAAAAAUCCAAAGUCUCAACAUAAGUGCAAAAGUGGAUGCAGAGCAGGAUUCGAAUGGUACCGGCCAAUCAGAUGCUGAGGAAGGAAACGACAAGAAGGAUGUUGUGCAAGGUCCCUGGAAGCCAAUCCCUGCACCUGUCGUUCAACUCCAAUGUGAACCGGUAACACCAGUUGAAGAGCGACAGCCAAAAGAACCACCCCAACAACAACAGCCACCUGCAUCUUCAUCAACAACAGCAGCAGUAACAUCGUCUUCUUCUUCUUCGACCUCAUCUACAACCACAUCAGUAACGCCCAAACAACCAGCCAAAUAUAUUCCACCUGGUGCCAGACAACAGAAUGCUUCUGCUGCAGCGCCAUCUACAGUACCAGCAACAACAACUCUUUCAAAUGGGGGUCCAGUGGCAUCGGCAUCAUCGACUACUGUUAAGAAAUCUGAUGAGGAGCCGCUGAAACCUACAGGGAAAUAUGUUCCUCCUGCUGUCAGGCAAGCACAGUUAGCAGCAGCAGCUAAACAACAAGAACAACAAACAUCAUCGUCUUCCUCCUCAGCUACAACUACAGCUGCUACUGCUUCAGCAACUACAUCAACAGCUGCUGCUGCUAAGCCGGCAGCUAAAUACGUGCCACCAUUUAUGAGGCAAGGUGCUGGUGCAUCACAGCAGUCGUCAUCUUCAUCAUCACAGCAACGAUCUUUGGCCCCAAUGUCGUCAAAAAAGAAAAAGGCAGCACCCAAUGUAAAUAGUGUUGAAGACUUUCCUACACUUGAACACAAACAAACAAACAAAUAGCCAUUCAAACAUGCCACGAAUUUGAAAAAGGUGAAUAUUCCGAUGGUUGCAGCUCAAAAAAGGAUGAUGUUUGAAGAAGUUGAAAUUCAAAGGUGGCAUGAAGGGUUCCAAAAAACCUCCCUAGGAAAUAAUUAUUUUUAUUCAGUCAGCUUGAAAUAACUAAAAUUCAAGUUGACAGAUUGAUUCUACUUUAUUAUCUUAUUCAAAUUCGGUUUAUUGUUUGCUCUCUCCAUCCUAUUUUUGUUGUUAAAAUCCCGUCAAUGAAUUAAUUACUAUAUCUUUAAUUUAUUAUGUUAAAGAAUUACUUUACGUGUGUAUGUAUGUGUGUAUAUAUGUAUAUACGAAGCAGUGCAUUAUCAAAUAAACUCUUCACAUUGUUGUUAUUAUUCUCAUUCUUCCGUAUUCAUAGUAUGAUUAUAAAAUGUACGCGUGUAUAUAUAUAUAUGUAUAAUUGAAAGGGUUGAUUUAAUGUUUAUUUAUAAGUUAACGUUACCUCCAUUAUGUCCAUACUUUGUUAGUAUUUUUCCCCUUAUGCACGUACAAAUCACAUAUACAGAAAAGUGUACACAUGAAUACAUAAAUGUAUACAUACAUAUGUGUGUGUUUGUUUUGAAAUGUUUGAUUUUAUUUAAUUUCCUUGAAAGAAUGUGCAGAUAUCACACAUAUAUGUGUGUAUAUGUAUGUAUGUGUAUGUGUGUGUGCGUACAAGUAUAUAUAAGUACAUAUAUGCCUGACCAUUCAGCCACAUACACAACGUAUCUAUUGGGAUGUCGAACGUGGUAUAGGUAUACCGAAAAUAGUCUUUGGUUCUAUCAUGCUUAAAUGUUCUAUCAUGCUAAAAAUAAAUAGAAAUUUUGGUUUUUAACUCAAGAAACUUGACUGAUUUAAAAUCUACCUUGAGAAAAUUUAAACAAGAAGCUAACUAACGCGGAACAUGCUGUGAUUUUCAUCGAUAAUCAUCUCUGACGGUUUUAACUCAAUGUAUAUGCAUUUGUAUGUGUAGUACGGAACAUUUUACCGAUCAAUGAAUGCGAUCACAAUUU